AUGAUGGCGCUGGAUGACAUGGUUGCUCCGUUUAGGGAGGAAUUCACCGACCGUAGCUGCAGGGAUGAGAGAAAUCGACACCGUUUUUUCUUCUUGAAUGGUAUUCUCUGCCGUACGGAGAACUCGGACGGUUCGUUUCGCCCCGCCGAUGUUUUUGUCGGGCGUGACCCUCCUCCACGAGGAACGGCGAUGCUCGGCGAGGCAUCGCGAAUAUUUGACGAUUCGGCUGUCGCCCCUUCUUUUGCUGAUGUGGAUAGAGAUUGUUCCAUUUUUAAUACCUUUGGAGUUUUUUCAGGUGGUGUUCUUAUUGAUCCCAACACUCGGUGCUUCGUAGACUUUGUGGACGACAUUGUGGUGACACCAACUCUUUGUAAAGAGGAGGCCAAUGGUAACGUACCCCACUACAAGUCUCUUGAGUAUGCCAAAAUUCGAGGAGAAGGUGUCAUGUGUUUAUGCUCCUCGAUUGAGCCACUGAACGUGGCGGGGAAAAGGGACACACCUCUCUCCUGGCCACGUUCGAUGCGACUUACGGGAUCAGCUGAGGCACGUUUUUUGGCCUUGCGCAAUGUCGACCGCAUUCUGCGACGAUGCCUCACGGAGGUCUCGGCAAAUCGAAAAAUGUUCAGACUUGUAGAGGGCUAUCGCUGCCACAUUAAGAGUAAACGUCCUCCGCAGAGUUUUAUGACACAAAAUAUUCCAUUUAUCUUCCAAUAUGGUGGCAGGCCAUUUCUUCUUCAGGAUGACAGUGACGAGAAGGAGGAAAACCGCUCUUUUCCCACCCCAGGACCCCUCUUCUCGGAGUUCCACGCGUUUACAGGCCUUCCCAAAAUGGUGCGCAUGAAAACUGGAGAAGUUGACACGUAUAAUCAUGGAGUUGAGUUUGGCUUACGUUUAGAAAAGCGACUGCAGUCAAUGUUGAAGCCGCUUCGCAAAAAUCUCUUCAUUGGAAGGCGAGUAUUGCGUGAUAAGUCAAUGACAAGGAUGAGAAAGUAUUGGUACACUUUCUGGCGUUACUUUAAAAUUUUCCGUGUUUACCCCGCCCCCUCGCCCAAUGCAGACGGUCGCAGCGAGUGGCACCUUGCCGAUGAUCGACACGUCAAUUACGAGAAGGCCGUGUUGGAGUUUGAGGAGGCGAGAAGAAAGUAUGGAAAUUCAGAGUGGGACCGCACCGCCGUUGUUGACGCCUGGGACUGGCUGAUCGUGCACGAACGCCAUUCUUUCCUUCGACGUCUUGCAAAGGUGGAAAGAUGCUUGGAUAAAAUUCAGCUGUAA
Trypanosoma cruzi is the source of this 1272-nucleotide messenger RNA. RefSeq lists its product as uncharacterized. The record is from RefSeq and is a predicted model, not a curated record. Lineage: Eukaryota; Euglenozoa; Kinetoplastea; Trypanosomatida; Trypanosomatidae. The transcript has a single exon. Bases 1 to 1272 code for a protein of 423 amino acids.